Messenger RNA from Podospora anserina S mat+, 2073 nucleotides. RefSeq lists its product as uncharacterized. Gene Ontology annotation, molecular function: transmembrane transporter activity. The record is from RefSeq and is a predicted model, not a curated record. Lineage: Eukaryota; Fungi; Ascomycota; Sordariomycetes; Sordariales; Podosporaceae. The coding region runs from base 1 to 2073 and encodes 690 amino acids. The transcript has 2 exons. Gene Ontology annotation, biological process: transmembrane transport.
AUGGUACACACGGGCGCCGUUGCUGCCAGCGCGACCACCGCGACAGCCUCGCAGUCGCACCCGCAGUCGCAGUCGAGCAUCCCACGACCCUCCGUCAAACGCUAUCGCCAUUCUGGAUCGUUUCACGCCGGUGAGCCAUUUCCCGAUCUCUCUCCCUAUCGCGAAUCUCCAUCAAGCAGCCGCCGCCGACGAAGAAAGAGUUCUGUCGCCGGCCGUCCUCCUCCGGUCCAGCGACAGUCGACCGCCAAAUACCACACAUUUCCGACCGAACCCCCCGCGACGCCCUCCAACCAGCCUCAGCAGACGCGGCUGAGAAAGAACUCAUGGCUCCGGUCACUGCUCAGACAUUCGCCAUCGCGAGAAGAAAAUGGAGAGGACAACAGCCACUACUUUUCACAAGCCGACGAACGAGGCUUCAGCGCAUCGCCAUCGCGAAGGGGCGAGGGGUCAGACAACAGCCACCACCACACGAGACCUGAUACGAGUCCGAAUUCAACGCCGCUACCGUGGAGACAACUGGCUCUGCUCGCGCUCCUGUCACUGGCAGAGCAGACAGCCCUCAAUUCCAUUGGUCCUUACCUCCCAGCCAUGGUGGCCUCGUUUCCCGAGAUCCCCUCCGGCCAGGAAGGCAUGUACGUGGGCUUGCUCGCAUCGGCUUUUGCCAUGGCACAGCUGGCGACCAAUCUGCUGUGGGGGUGGCUUUCUGAUAGGAUUGGACGCAAGCCUGUCAUGCUGAUCGGGACAUCUUUGUUGGCUGGCUGCUUCUGCUUCUUUGGCAUGUGCACCACCUAUGCGCACUUGAUCAUAGUACACGUCGCUAUGGGAUUGCUCAACGGGAAUGCGGCAGUAGUCCCUACGUGUCUGGGCGAAGUCACUGACAGGACGAACCAGAGCAGAGCAUUUACGUGGCUUCCCGUCAUCUAUUCGCUUGGAAGCAUUACAGGGCCUGCCCUGGGUGGUCUGUUGGUGGAGACGGAUGCUGGGAUUGACGGGGCAAAAUACCCCUACUUGACCCCAAAUCUUGUGGUGGCGGCUUUUUUGGUCGUCAGUGUCAUUGUGCUAGGAAUAUGGUUCAAGGAAACCUUGGAAGGAGAACAUGAUGGGACAUCUGCACGAGGCCCGCGUGGUUGGAUGGGGUGGCUGAAAAGCAUUGUCCAGCGGCCGUGGAGAAAACAACAAGCUGGAAAACACAGGUCGGAAUCCGUCAGUUCUGACCACCAGCAAGAUAGCCAAGAACAGCAGGCACUUCUCAGUUCGGCGAAUACCAAGGCAGCUGAUGAAGAUGACGAGGAUGCGAACAGCCUUACUCCGUCGCAAAAGAAGUCUGCCUUCCGACAAUUGGCCAACCGAAAUACCAUGGCCGUCUUGGGAACCUAUCUUGUCUUUCAACUUGCCAACAUCUCUUUCAACUCUCUGUACCCAAUCUUUGUCUCUGCUCCUCCCCCCACCGGACGCGAGCUUGGACCGGGCAUCAUCGGCCUGUCCCUGUCCCUUGCAGGCCUGGCCACCAUUGUCUUCCAGGCUCUUGUGUUUGAAAGGCUCAAGGCGAGGAUGGGGAACCUGGGAACAUACCGGUUUUCUCUACUUGGAAUGGCGGUUGCUAUGAGUCUUAUGCCCUGGAUUGGGUACUUGGAUUCAACGCCUCACCUGGGCAUCGGCAGCGGCAAGGGCUGGCUUUAUAGCGAGCUGGGAGUCAUUCUAAUCAUCAAGAAUAUCUGCGCUGUCGGGGGGUUGAGUAGUGUCAUGCUUCUGAUCACAAACUCGGCUCCGUCCCAUGAGACGUUGGGAACUUUGAACGGGAUUGCUCAAACGCUGUCAGCCGCCGGGAGGAGUGUGGGGCCAUUCUUGUCUGGGGGCCUGUUUACUUUGAGCAUGCGUUUCAGGCCCAAGGGAGAGGCGCUCGCAUGGGGUCUUUUCGCCGGUGUUACUCUUGGCGGGUGGAUCUGGAGCUGGGUGAUCAAAGGCUAUGGGUUAGAGAGUGCCGAGUACGAAGGUGAGGAAGAGCAAGGUGGUGAGGGUGCAGAUGGACAGGACGAUGAGGAUAUUGACGAGGAAAGGGCUGUUGGCAGGUGA